This is a messenger RNA of Dermacentor silvarum, 5823 nucleotides long. RefSeq names its product phosphoacetylglucosamine mutase-like (gene nst). Gene Ontology annotation, molecular function: magnesium ion binding; phosphoacetylglucosamine mutase activity. Bases 35 to 1675 code for a protein of 546 amino acids. The record is from RefSeq and is a predicted model, not a curated record. Gene Ontology annotation, biological process: UDP-N-acetylglucosamine biosynthetic process; carbohydrate metabolic process. Lineage: Eukaryota; Metazoa; Arthropoda; Arachnida; Ixodida; Ixodidae. The transcript has 16 exons.
GAAUUUCCCGCUAGGGAAUCACGUUGACGUCAAGAUGGCGCUCUUCUUCGAGCAAGCUGUCAAAACUGCUCUUCAAAAUUACCCAAAGUCCGUUGCAAAACCUCUUCACUAUGGGACUGCCGGAAUUCGAGACAAAGGAGAAAUCUUGGGCUCAUGCAUGUUUCGCAUGGGUAUUCUUGCUGCAUUGCGCUCGAAAUACAAAAAAGCCAUUAUUGGUGUCAUGAUCACUGCAUCCCACAAUCCGGAAGAUGACAAUGGCAUCAAGCUUAUUGACCCUAUGGGUGAAAUGAUGGAAACGGACUGGGAAAUUUUGGCAACUGAGCUGGCCAAUGCCCAGGAUAGCUCGUUGGAGUCAGUGCUGGAUCGAAUAGUGGCAGCGACCAACAUCAAUCUUCAGGAGCCAUCCACUGUGUACCUAGCUCACGACACGCGAGUGAGCAGUCCUAGACUGGCACAGGCUGUCAGUGAUGGUGUCAAGUCUGUUGAUGGUGUCAUCAAAGCAUUUGGCCAUUUGACCACACCCCAACUGCACUAUAUUGUACGCUGCAGCAAUGACCCAAGCUAUGGGGAGCCCACAGAAGAAGGUUACUUUAACAAGAUAACAAAGGCCUUUAUGCAGAUUAGAGCCAAUGGUUCAGCUGUACGAAACUAUGUGCCCUUCAUUCGUCUUGAUGGUGCCAAUGGAGUGGGAGCUGUGAAGAUGAAAACAUUGCUACCGCACUUGGGAGGUCUUCUGAAGAUAGAAACAUACAAUGACGGCUCAGAAGGCCGCUUAAACCACAUGUGUGGUGCAGAUUUCGUGAAAGUCUACCAGAAAGCUCCCGAAGGAAUUCCACUUGAUGUUGGAGUGAGGUGCGUUUCAUUUGACGGUGAUGCUGACCGAGUAAUUUAUUUUUAUCACGAUGAAAACCUCGUCUUCCAUCUUCUCGAUGGCGACAAGAUUGCCACUCUGGUGGCCAGCUACCUGAAAGAGCUGCUUGAUGCAGCAAUGCUUUCUUUGAAUAUGGUCAUUGUUCAGACAGCUUAUGCCAAUGGAAGCUCAACAAACUACAUUACCAAUGUGCUGAAGGUACCUGUGAAGUGUGUACCCACAGGAAUUAAGCAUUUGCACCGGGAGGCCCAGAAGGCAGAUAUCGGAAUCUACUUUGAAGCCAAUGGUCAUGGCACUGUACUCUUUAGUGAGAAGGCACAGCAGGCCAUUCAAGACUUGGCCAAUGAUAGCAACCAAUAUGCUGAGAGGCAACAGGCUGCCAAGAAGCUUCUGCACACGAUGGACCUCAUAAACCAGACUGUAGGAGAUGCCAUCUCAGACAUGCUACUAGUGGAGACCGUUCUUCAUGCCAAGGGCAUCUGUGCCCCUGAGUGGAACUCCUUUUACACUGAACUUCCAAACAGGCAACUCAAAAUUCAUGUAGCAAAUCGGAACAUAAUUACAACCACCAAUGCAGAGCGCCGGUGCCUGUCCCCAAGCGACUUGCAGCCUGCAAUAGAUCAAUUAGUUCAGGGCUACCACAGUGGAAGAGCUUUUGUCAGGCCAUCUGGAACUGAAGAUAUUGUCCGUGUUUAUGCAGAGGCUAGCACUCAGGACGCAGCCAACAAGCUUGCCUACGAAGUUGGCAUGAAGGUUUAUGAACUCGCUGGUGGUAUCGGUGAAAAGCCCAAGCUGCUGGCCUGAAGUGCGAAUGCUGGGGCCAUUGAACUCAAAGCGACCCACCCUUGAUGUGCGAACCCAUAUUGACAGCAGAACUCCAGCCAAGCUCACCUUUUCUAUCAGUGUAAAUGUUACACUUCUACCUGAAAUUAUGGGAGGAGGUAAAUUUUUUUAAUAAGGGCAUGAAAAUUGGGCCUUAACGGUACAGUGUGGUCUGUCUCAGACAUUUACUACCUUAUCUCUACCUGGCACUGUGCUGUUCCUGCAGGGGCUUCAGUAAAAUGUGAACAAGAUGUCCUCCGGAUGCAGGCGGGCUUGCUUUGAGAGAGUUAGUUUUGUGGCUUGGGGGGGUACAAGCUUUUGUCCCCAAGGGACCACGGAUCACGUUUCUGUUUCUGUCUGUGUGCCAGAAGCAUGUCAUGAGGUCAGCCAUGUUAUUGGAACCAUCUCUCAUCCUGCUCUAAGCUUCCACUCAGCAUUUCAAGUUGAUAGCAUUUUGCUGGUGGCUUUUGUGAUAAUCAACUGUUCUUCUGGAUGUUUCUGAGCCGGUCUGCUGCCACAGCAUAAGUAAGCAUGUGUGUGUGCAUGUCUGUUAUGAAAUGGGCUACAGUAUUCCUGCAAGUCACCACCUCUUUUAGGUAAUAGGAAAAGACUGUGUACUAGCUUGGGAGACUGACCUGAAUAGUUGUUGGUGUCACUGAUGCAGUUGUUUUAGUGAGGCAAUGCACAUGCCCCACUUAUGUUUUGUGCACUGUGGCAGUGACCUUCCAUAAACCUUGUGCCAGCAGCUUGUGCACUCUUGCGUCUUUCUCUGUGGCUUUACUUUUCUGUUCAUUCAGUAAUAGGUGCUCUUAGCAUUGAGUGCUUGGUGCAUUGUGGCGCCGAGCAACAAGUGACAUUGUGUUGCAGGUAGGCGAGUAGUUUUUACACUAUAUACUUAAUGUAACUGUUGUCUUGCUCUGCAGCCCUGUCGGGCAAAUCUAUCGCACGUCUCCUCUGGAAGCGUGCCUUUUGUACUUUUAUCAUGACAUAUUACCUGCUUGAAUGAAAGGCAGGCCCUCCUACCUUGGCAUAGCACAAUCUUGUCAUUUUUACUCCAAGUGCUCUCUUUGCUGAAUGCCAGUCAAGCUUGUUCUUACCUCCAGCUGUAUCUCUUCGAAAACAUAGAUGUGGCAUGUAUAGGUAGGCAGCUGCAAGCGUUGGGUGUUUCUCAUACCCACGUAGCAGCUUGGAAAUGUGCUGAUACUAAGGUUGUGCAUGUCGUCAUUCCAACUGCUUGUUACGUAGGGUCUGAUCUUGUUUGGUCGUAUUUGUUGCUUGGCUGUGCCUCUUCAAUUCUGCAUUAGCUGCUGCCUUUGGCCAAUUGUUGCUUUCCUUGUGCAUUACAUAUCUUUCAAGCUAAAUUUACCAAAGCUGUGGAAUGCAAAUGCACAAGUGUCUGCUGCCUUCAGAUUCUCUCUGUCGGGGCAGAUCUCUGUGUUUUCUGCUCUUUACUUUCCUAGAGUGUUUUGUCCACAAACUUCUGAUGAGCUUUGUUAGCACCUUCACACAAGUUUAUCAAGCAACUUGGGCUUCUUGGAAGUCUAAGGCCCUUCUAAUCAUGUUAUUAGUAUUCAGAAAGCCUCUUCUUUCUACAACACAAUAACUCUAAAGCUGCACAUAACAGAUUGCAGAGGGUCUGCUGGAGGAGAAGUUUGUCUUGAAUAUUAUGCCAUCCCCCCAUGCUACUGGCGUUAAGCAACCUCCAUGCAGAAGUUCUGAUUAGGUCCUAUGAUAUGUUUGUGACGAACACGUAUUGAACUAGGUGUGUGUUAAAAUCACCUCACUUGCAAGGAAAGUAAAAGGGGGUUUGUCUGUAGUGGUAGUCUGGAAGUCUAGCACUCUUAGUAACACUUCAUAUAGCUUGGUACAGUUUUUAAAUGUAUAUUUGUUCCUUAAUUUAUUUUUAGAAAGUUAGAUUUUACUUAGCACUAAGCUUUUAUCAUUAGCAGUUAAGUGUUGAAAGAAGCUGAGGGGAACACCUGCACAAGUGCUUUGACUCUUGUAGUGUGGAAUAAAUAAUUAGUUUUGGGGAGGACGGGCUGAAGAACAUAAGGUUAGGGCAUAUCACUGGUGGCUUGAUGGAGUGUGAGCGUGUAUUUCAAGGGGGGGGGGGGGGGGGGGACUUAGCUAGACAUCAAAAAAUUAGCAAUAAAAUUUGGAAAUUGUCACGUAUGGUGUGCAUGAGGUUGGCUCAAGAUAGUGAUGGUUGGAUACUUAAUUCAUGUUUUAGUGGUGAUUAUUUCCCUAGGAGGUGAAGUAUUUGGUGGUACUAUGAAUAUUCUUUUUCACCAAGAGAUUCCACUGUGCUUAUGUAGUUUCUUGUAGUGACAUACCAAGCUAUUCGCUUUAUGCACUUGGAUUGAUGUCUAUUCACACAGAUGACAUGGCGGUGUCUGCAGCGCAGUCUUCAGCGGCUAGAAAAAUUUGCCAUUUUUCACUCGUGGCCAUGGUAAAGCUAGAAAAACUGCAGGCUUGAGCAUAUUGUGAGAUUUCUUGUUGCUAAACAGAGUGAAACAAGUUUAGGGAUGUACGCCUCUUUCUCAGUACUUCAUGAUGCACGGCAGCAUACAGUCCUUCGUCUCGUAUGUUGCAAAUGUGUGCAUAUAUUUUGUUGUACUGAAUACAAGUGCAUCUCAAUGCAUCUUCAGGAGUAGCAUUUGAAUUGACAAUCCACAAGACCUUUAACUGUGUAAUAGCACUUUUAAUGGAUUAAGCAAGAUUUCUUUCUUCUUUAACCUGUUUUGUUAUGACACUGCCGGCACAGUAGGCAUCAAGUAAAUGUGAAAACUCUUACUAAAUUCUGCUCGACCACUUUUUAUCCUAGAGGAAAUCUGUUACCCACUGGUUCCAUUCACAUAUAUUGCGAUUUGAGGCCGUCCUGACGUGCACGCAUUUCUUCCAGUAUUUCCACAUAUGGGAAUAUAGGGCUGAGGUUGGUUUCUUUAGGCUUUGUCAGUCUUUCUUCAGUUGCUUUCAAAGCUUCUUGACCUUUAGUCAUCGGUGGCCUAAAUGGGACAUUUUCUGGACAUUCGUGUUGCCUCGGUAAUAUGCACCAAGUGUUUUUAUUUUUCUUUCAAAUGAGUAAUUUUUUGCAAAUAAGAAGAGUUGCAUAUGUAUACAUGUAUAUAUAUAUAUAAUAUAAAUAUAUUUAAUGGGGUAGGUUGUUGAAGCAGAUACUUAAGAGUUGUAUUGGUCUAUUUUCGCCUGUAUCCCUUCCCUGUGAUAAUGCUUUGUGGUGGCUUUUGACAGACUUCACUUGUGCCAACUUUGUUUCUUGUGUUUGCUUGUGGAGCUGCUGGAGGCUCUGUUAUUCUGCUUGUUUUGUGAUGGCAUAGUCCACAUUUAAGGACUGUAUUCAAUAGCCAUAGAGCUCUUUAAUCAUACCAUUUGUGAAAUUCCACCGCCGAAAUAGAAUGCAAAUUAACAAAAAUUUUGGCGAGUUAGAUUGUUUUAUAAUUUUCGGGGAGACAGGCUAAUGGGCACUUCCAAUACUUAGUACCAGAGUGGCGCAUGUCAGGAUGUUUUUUGUGUUUUCCAGGAACCUAUCUGUCUGCUCUCUGAAACUCCGGUAUCGCUGGCUGGAUUUUUUAAGCUUGGUAUCACAACUAGGUAUGAUCAAAGAACUGUUUAGUGAUAAUGUUUUAGCAGUAGAUUCCAUUCUCAGGGCUAGUAGGGAGCAAAUCUUUUUGGAGCUUAUUUAUUAGUUUUAUUUUAAAUUGUCCAUUGCAGUUUGCUUUUGUCAGUGACAUGGUGGGGGAGUUGGAACCAUUUUUUUCACGCUGCAAGAAUGCAUGAAUAUGUAACAUGAGCAGGAGAGCAAAACCAACUCCUGCAAGCGACUAAGCUCCUCUACUGAGCUUCCAGCAUACUUCCUUUGUGUGUGUGUAACUAUAAAAAUAAUACCAAGACACACUUUUUAUUGGCAGAGUUGAAAUCCCCGGGGUCUAAUCACAAUGUGGUGACUGUUUCUAUGUGGUUGGCAAAGGUGGUGCACAGUUUUAUUUAUUUUCCUAUGGCGCACAUUUUUGCCCGUUGGCUUGCCAUUGUGGUCAUUCUAUUUUGCCACAUUUUAUUUCAGCUUUGUUAUGUCUUCUAUAUAUUUUGAUUUAUUAAUAAACACUUUUAUUGCA